Molecule: messenger RNA, 342 nt
Organism: Gigantopelta aegis
Lineage: Eukaryota; Metazoa; Mollusca; Gastropoda; Neomphalida; Peltospiridae
Product: protein kinase C and casein kinase substrate in neurons protein 2-like
Exons: 1
Coding region: 1-342 (113 amino acids)
Source: RefSeq, a predicted model, not a curated record
AUGGCAGAGUGGAGAGCUCAACAUUAUCACAAAGCUAUUAGUGGACAAUGGAAGGAGGCAAAACGAGCUGAUGACGGGUUUAAUAGAGCUCAAAAACCUUGGUCCAAGAACCUCAGUCGUUGCAACAAAGCUAAGAAAGCUUAUCAUAAUACAUCAAAGGAGCUUGAUAGUGUAACAUUGUUGUUAUCUAAUGCUGAGACAAAUUAUACUGAGACAAGUUUAGAGCAGAUACAAAAGCUGAGAGAGAAAAAGGAAAAAACUGAGAAGGAGAAAGAGAAAAAUCUGGAGAAAUACAAAGAUCGUCUCAUUGAUGUUGUUCAUUAUAAAAAAUCGUUACAUUGA